Strongylocentrotus purpuratus (purple sea urchin) is the source of this 1044-nucleotide messenger RNA. RefSeq lists its product as uncharacterized. Lineage: Eukaryota; Metazoa; Echinodermata; Echinoidea; Camarodonta; Strongylocentrotidae. Bases 113 to 736 code for a protein of 207 amino acids. The record is from RefSeq and is a predicted model, not a curated record. The transcript has 5 exons.
AGUUGAUCAUAUCCCUCUUCUCUGUGACGCCGUAUGCACUGAACAUCUCACGCUGCUGGGGCAUAUCAACUUAUUCUUUUUUCUUUCCUGAAAAUACAAGACGCCACCAACGAUGGGAUUUCGCAGACGGUUUAUCGCCUUCACCGGGGCCGUUCAGAUAUUGCUCACUCUCGCCAUGUUCACCAUGACGUCAUCCCUAUUGAACAACUUCGGCAACGCCGCCGUUGGGACCCCAAUGUGGGGUGCACUAAUUAUAUUGAUGUGCGGUGCUGCUAAUAUCAUACUAGCCCUGGAGACACCUUCGACAAAGAGGAAUACAGAAGAUAGCAUUUUAGCCACAAACUUCAACUUGGGUACUGUCUUCGCAAACCUGACUGCCUUUAUCGUGUCUGCCACCAUCCUGGCCCUCUUCUCAUGGGCGCUGUCGCUGAGCACCUCUUUUGAUGCAUUGGUCGUUCCCUUCUCGACCAUCGUCCUCGCCGCCACCCUCAUCUGUCUCUUCUCCCUCUUCGCCCUCUUUGCUGACUGCUUCUCCGCGUUUUGUGCGAGUUCCCCGAAACAGCAUCACCAGUCGUCUCCACAGGGACCGUACGUUAUGGACUAUGAGGGGCCUCCUCCUCGUGGUAUUCCAAACCCCGCCUUACAAAGAGUUAUGAUUGAUCAACAUCAAUCCCAGUUCCUCACAUCGAGCGCAGGUUUGCGUUCUCCUAUGGCGCAGGUACCUAAUUACUAUUGAUAUCAAUGGCAAAUAAGUUGCAAUUGAUUCAAAUUAAUCGCAAGUCCGCGCAUCAAUCGCAAGUUUGCGUUCUCCCAUCUCUUAUGCACCUAAUUACUAUUGAUAUAUAUCGCAAAUAAGUUGCGAUUAAUAUCACCUCUUCGUAAGACGGACCCCUAUGGCCUUAUAAUGCAUCAAAUUGGCAACGUCAACAUACAGAGACCCAAGAUGGUACUGCUAGCUGUAUUCAGUUAAUUAACAAUACAGAUAACUUUUAAUAUGAUUUUGGUAUAUGGGCGGUCUCCAGUUUUCUAUUCGAAAUGCAAGGC